This is a messenger RNA of Ectocarpus siliculosus, 591 nucleotides long. The record is from the annotation of a GenBank genome assembly. NCBI's taxonomy places the organism in Eukaryota, Phaeophyceae, Ectocarpales, Ectocarpaceae.
CAGAGACACGUAGCGGUGUGGCGAGAGACAGAGGGCCCGCGCUACAGACUUCGUGCUGCACACAAAAGACGCUGAGGAAAGAUGCUGGGAGUUGCUGCCAGGCGCGUGGCGGGAGCGGCUAGGCCGGCGCUCCGAACAGCGAGGUGUUUUUCCACAGCCGAGGCGCCCGCAGUGAUGAAGCUCAACUUUUGCCUGCCGCACGAGACCAUCUACAAGGACAAGGAUGUCGACCAGGUGAUCAUCCCGGGAAGCGCGGGCGAGUACGGUGUUACCGCCGGCCACUCUCCCAUCGUCGCGGAGUUGAAGCCCGGCGUGGUUCAGGUUGUGCACGAGGCGGGGCAGGAGCCGGAGAACUUUUUCGUGUCCGCUGGGUUUGCUCUGACCCACCCCACCUCCGUCACGGACAUCACUGCUAUCGAGGCAGUCAGGGUAGAAGAAAUCGAUGAGGGGGCGGUGAAGUCUUCGUACGAUGCCGCGAAACGCGAAAUGGACGCGGCAACCGAGGGGUCUCGCGAGGCGGCCGAGGCGCAGGUGGCCGUAGAGACCACCAAGGCUAUGGCGGCGGCCAUCGGUGUCGUGCUCGCCAGCUAA